This is a messenger RNA of Medicago truncatula (barrel medic), 722 nucleotides long. RefSeq names its product transcriptional activator DEMETER. Bases 27 to 401 code for a protein of 124 amino acids. The transcript has 2 exons. Gene Ontology annotation, biological process: chromosomal 5-methylcytosine DNA demethylation pathway. Gene Ontology annotation, molecular function: DNA N-glycosylase activity; DNA demethylase activity. The record is from RefSeq and is a predicted model, not a curated record. NCBI's taxonomy places the organism in Eukaryota, Viridiplantae, Streptophyta, Magnoliopsida, Fabales, Fabaceae.
UUAUAUCAAUAAAAUUUGUAGGCAAUAUGAGAUUCUUACCAUGGAAAGGCUCCGCUUUAGAUUUUGUGGUUGGAGUUUGCUUAACUCAGAGUGUGAGAGACUCUUCGUCAAGCAAAGCAUUUAUGUCACUUGCUGCGAAUUUCCCUAUUAAACCAGCUCGCAGGGAACAAAGCAACAACAUGGAUUUUUCAAACUCAAAAGUUGAUACAAAGAUGAACGAUAUAAAUGUUGAAGAAUUCGAAGCCGAGAAAUACAUUGAAACUUCCAAAGUUGAUAACAGUGGAACUGAAAAUAAUUCAUGUUUCGUUGAGAGAAACUUGGACUCUUCAAAAGUUAUCAAGGAAGAGAUCAACAAUAUGGAUUUUUUAGAUCCUCAAUCUGAUAAAAAAUUUGAAGGAUAGAAAACUUGAAGAAAUAGAAGCUCAAAUUGGUUUUGUACAUUUGAGUUGGAUUCAGCCAUCAUUCUAAGAGUUAGUGUGUGAGGUUAUAAAGACUUUCCUGCUUUCACUUAAACUAUUUUAAUAGUGUUUUUUUAAUUUCUAAAUAUUUAGAGUUGAAUCACUAUGCAUUAUCAUUCUUUUGUAAAAUAUUCCCUGUUCAUUGUACUUUGAAUAAUAAUGACAUCAAAACUAUUAGUUACUUCAAAAGCUUUAAGCUUUGAAAAUGGAGUUUCAUGCAACUCGGAUGUUUAUGUCAAAUGUUAUAACAUCAAUUAGUCAUUA